This is a messenger RNA of Leptopilina heterotoma, 4617 nucleotides long. Its product is annotated as beta-1,3-galactosyltransferase 1-like. Bases 723 to 1958 code for a protein of 411 amino acids. The transcript is spliced from 6 exons. Gene Ontology annotation, molecular function: hexosyltransferase activity. Gene Ontology annotation, cellular component: membrane. Lineage: Eukaryota; Metazoa; Arthropoda; Insecta; Hymenoptera; Figitidae. The record is from RefSeq and is a predicted model, not a curated record.
AUUAAUGAAUUGUUUAUUAACAAUCGUUUAAUAUUCAAUACCAAUCAUCAUCAUAAGGUUAGAAUUAGAGGGAAAAAAGAAUUUUUGAUGCACAACAAUUCUUAAGCAAACGCGCAGGGAAGUAAAUUAUUUAUUUAAAAAUUCUUUGUUUAUUUAAAAAUUAAGUUAAUAAUUAAGUAACAUUUAUUUAUUAAGUAGAAGGUAUUAUUAUUAUUAUUUUGAUUAAAUUAAAUAAUUUUGUCGUCGUACUAAAAGACAUACUUAUAUAGUUUGAAUUUCCCUGUUGAUAAACAUGGCCGACCGUUGUGCGCAUGCGCAGUAUUGUGUAGCACGGGUAGCACGUUACUCUGUGUAUUAUAUUUUGUUAAUUUUUUUUAAUGUUAUAUUUUCUGCAGUUUGUAUUACCAAAAGUCAGGAAGUAGUUACCAAUCACUACCAAACGACUACCAAACGGUUUCCAGUUUUUAUUUUACAAAAAAUUGUAUUUGCAGUGCUAUCGUGAAAUUAGCACGCCAAACUUAAAACUUAAAUAAAUCUUUCAAUUUUCGCUACCAAACAAAAAAAACUGACUACCAUACACUACCAUACGAUUACCAAACGAAUUCAAUUAAUUAAAUAUUAAUUUUCUCUAGUUGUUGUGCCAACUUCACGCCGCUAGUUUUGAUGGAUCACAGCACAAUGAUUGGAGAUAAUCUCAUAAUUCGACCGCGUGUCCGUCCAGCAUGAGUUCCAUUGUAUUUCGACAAAUGUCACACGCACGAACGAUGGAUCGGGUGCAGUUGCUUCCUAUGGAACUUCCAUCAGCCAAUAGUAUUAAUUCAUCUGGCAGUAAAGGAAAGGGUUCAUUCUUAAGACGACUAACCUUCGGAUUUAUAAUACUGGCCGUUUUAGGUCUUUUAUACGUUCCAGCAUAUCAUUCGGUCCAAAAUCCUCUAUUAGGUGAGACUCCAACUCCAUGGCUUCUAGGUGGUACGCACUUCGUAGCAUCAAUAGCUCAAUUACACGGAUGGGGAAUCAACUCAUCACGCGAUGUGGGAAUAUAUAUUUAUCCUGAAAAUAAAACAACACUUUUAAGUCCAUUAGAUCUUUGCUCACCUGCUCCAUUUUUACUUAUUGUUGUUUGUUCGGCUGUUUCUAAUGAAAAAGCAAGGUUAGCAAUUAGAGAAACGUGGGCUAAUAAAUAUCAUUUAGAGAUGACAUAUAAUUCUACAGUUAAAGUAGUAUUUAUUCUAGGACAAAGUGACAACGAGACUCUAAACAAUUCAGUGGCUGAGGAAAGCGAAAAGUACAAUGACAUUAUUCAAGAGAGAUUUCACGAUACGUACAAUAAUUUAACAUUGAAAUCUGUCGUUCUCUUAAAAUGGGUCACCAGUAAUUGCGAAACUUCGAAAUAUCUUAUGAAAACCGAUGACGAUAUGUUUAUCAAUAUUCCAAAACUUUUGGAAACAUUAAACGCCAGACCGAAGAGUAAUGGAACUCUUAUCGGUUGUUUGAUUUGUGGAGCUAAACCAAUAUCGGAUCCGAAAAAUAAAUGGUACAUGCCGAAAUAUAUGUACUCGGAGAAGGCGUAUCCAAAUUAUUUAUCAGGUACGGCAUACGUAAUGAGCCUGGAUGUUGCGGCGAGAAUUUAUAAGGAAGCAUUGAGAACGCCAAUUCUUCAUCUUGAAGAUGUUUACAUUACGGGAGUGUGUGCGAAACGGGCAAAAUUACGGCCUGUUAAUCAUCCUGGUUUUAGUUACGUUCAGAGAAAAUUAGAGACAUGUGAACUCAAACGUAUUAUCACAGCUCACAAAGUAAAUUCUGUCAAUAUGUACAACGUUUGGAGUAAAGUUACUGACUCAAAUAUCACCUGCAAUGCAACCAACAAUAGUUCCCAGGAGAAAAAGGUGACUGUAAUUAAAAGCAAAGAGCAUAUAAACUCCUUUAUCAUCAAAAAGAAAUUGAAUUACGUUUUCUAAGAAAGAAUUAAUACAAAAAAAAUUAAUAUGAAGAAGAAUGAAUAUAAAAACGAAUGAAUACAAAAUAAUAAAAUGGAAAAGGGAAAAAUCAAUACAAAGCAAAAGAAAAAAAAUUUGUUAGUCUUCGUUCCAGUGAAUAUAACGCAUAACGAAAAAGUGAAGGUGAUAUAGUUAAAAAAAAAUAAUAAUUAAGUAGAUUAGCAAAAUUAUCAUGUGAAAGUCUUAAGAAGACUCCUCGUUCCAGAGAAUUAUCCACGACUGGUGAUUUAAUUUCACGAAUCUUCGUAUUAUUUUAUUAUUAAUUUUUAAAAAUUCCAAAAUAAUUCGAAGAUUCCUGAUUAAAUUGAGAAUUUUCACUUUUUGAAUAAUAAUCUCUAACACUUGUUACCUACGCGACCAAAAUCAAAGUCAAUACUCUGUUUGGUCCGCGAAUUGUGAAUAGGUCUUUGUUUUUUAUAUCCAAGACCGAAAAAAUUGAUAGAGAAUUGUAUUUUUCCAUUUAGAUUUAUAAUAGUUGUAAAGAUUGUCAAUCAGAUCUCCCAAGUGUUGCUUUUUCAUUUAUCGAUUAAUAUAGGGGAAAGAAAAAAAUGAAUAAUUUCAUUUAUAUUAAAAAUAAUCGAUAAAAGUUUUUAUUAUUGCCGUAGUGCUGUGAUAUUUUUACAAUUUUUAAUUCAUUUAAACUAUAUGAAGGCAAAUAAGUGCUAUUUUACUCUGAUAUUAUUAUUUUACCGACUGGAAUUAUUUUCAAAGUAUAUGUAAAAAUCUUUAUGUUCAAAUAACGAAUCUCAAAAAAAAAUGAACAAACAAACUAUCGAUUGUGUGUGAGUGUGAGAAAUAAUUUAUCCUUAUAGUGGGUAAUAAUUGGCCUUUGAAAUUGACAACAGAGGCGUUUAUUAUGUAAUUAAAAAAAAAAGUAAUUCUUUAAAGCACGAAUUUUUUAUAAAUCUAAAUAAUGCGUAUAAAAGCUAUUGUAGAAUUUUAACAUAUUUUUAUAAAAAUUUAAAUAUUUAUCAUUUGUGACAUUCCAAUUAAAAUGAUUAUUGAAUGUCGAAUUUGUACUCGCAUGAAUGAAAUUGAGAAAUUUUUAAUUAUUGAAAAGUGAGAGGUGAAGAUUUUUUAGUCAAUGAGAAAAUGUAAAGUGUUUAAAGAAGAAUCUAAACUUUGACUUGAAAUGUCAGAAAAAGGUUGUGCAAUUUAAAAAUGAUGAAAUGUUAUAAGUGAUCUGAUUAUUAAUGUGCAAAGCGAAACGUUUAAUGAUCUUAUUAUUAUUAAUGCUAAAUUAAAAUUUGUUAAUGAUAUUUUAUUGUACAAAUAUGAAUUUUAUUUUUCUCUAUUUCGAGUUGUAAUCUCUAUAAUCGAGUCGUUGGAUCUUAAAACAAGGGAUAAAUUUUUUGUUCACAGUUAACUUUUCAAAAAUCAACUUAGAAAAUUUGUAAUUAUUUUUUUUUUUGGGAAAAUCAAUAUUUUUAUAUUUUUCUUUAGAAAUUUUUUCUGUUUUAAGAUCCAAUGACUGUGUAAAUAUUAUGUUGACAUUUAUUUGGUCACAAAAUGAAAAUAUUUUGUCAUGUUUAACAGACAAAAAUUUGUAAUUGUUAUUUAGAGUGAUUAAUUUAAGUAACUUUGAGUGAUUUUUUUUUUUGAGGGGGAAAUUUUUCACAAUUGAAAAAUAGAGUGUUUCGCCUUAUAUUGAGGGAAUUUAGCCCCAGGUCAAAAUAAUUGCGUCCUUAUUGUUAAAAGAAUAAAACGUCGUUCAUCAACGAAAUAGUGUCGAUAUUCAAAAGAAUAUUUUAUUUAAAAUUUUAUUUUUUGUUUCUAUUUUUAUUCUCAUGAAUUUAUUAUUAUUAUUAUUAUUCUCAAAAUGUAAAAAAAAAAUUGUAAUAUUUUAAUUUCACUAUUUAGUAAUAAUUAGUAUUAUUAAAAUAUCCGAAUAUUUUUCAAAGUAGAAUUAAAAUCAAGUUUCGAACUUUUAAAUGAAGGGAAUAUUUUUUUCAAAAAUUGUACUCAAGUGGAAAAUAAAUAUUUUUUUAGUUAAAAAUUAGAAAGAACACAAAAUAAUUUUGUUUAAUAAAAUAUAAAUGAAAAAAAAAAAUAAAAGAAAAUUUUCAUUCGUUUGAAAGUUCGAAACUUUAGAUUUUAGAAACAAAAUAACUGCAGAAUUGAGAAGAUAUAUUUAUUAAUUUACGUUUGUUCCUAUCGACUCUUUAAUAAGAGAUACAUUGCGAAUGUGUGUGCGUCUUAAAAAAAAUGCAUUUCUUCAAAUGUCAAUGCGAAUGAAAUAGAAAAAAGAUUUAUUUUUAGAGUGUGUAUUUUAUGAAAUAAUUAUUAUCAUGAAAUAGAGUGACGUUUGAGAUAUCAAGCAGACACAAUAUUGAAAAUCAUACAAGACUAAAUUAAUAGGAUAGGUAAAUGUAAUUUUUAAAUAGUACGAGAAUUUAUCAACAUUUUCGACUCUAUAAAAAUUGUAUAAAAAGAACAAAAACAAAACAAAUGUGUGUGAAGUUUUUAGAACAAUGAGAGCUUUUUUUAAACCGCAAAAUGCUUUAAAAUUAUUGCUUAUAAUAUGAGAAUAAUGAAUCCUGGCUAAAGUAAAAAAACAUUCAGUUUCUGCAAUUAUAGGUAUACAUAUGUAUAAGAAUUUAAACAGAGAAUAUCAAAACUA